Molecule: messenger RNA, 1692 nt
Organism: Ustilaginoidea virens
Lineage: Eukaryota; Fungi; Ascomycota; Sordariomycetes; Hypocreales; Clavicipitaceae
Exons: 4
Coding region: 1-1692 (563 amino acids)
Biological process (GO): prenylcysteine catabolic process; prenylated protein catabolic process
Molecular function (GO): prenylcysteine oxidase activity
Source: RefSeq, a predicted model, not a curated record
AUGUGGUGGUCCCUACCCAAGCUGAUCGCCGUGGCCGGUGCAGUGUGCGUCGCUCGCGGCGCGAAAGUGAAUGUUGCCGACGCCAGAAAUGCCAAGAAUAUUGCCAUAAUCGGUGCUGGUGCUGCGGGCUCUUCAGCUGCGUACCACUUGCGGAAAUUCGCCGACGAGCAAGGGCUCUGUGUGAAUAUUUCGGUUUUUGAAAAGACUGACCACGUUGGCGGGCGCACUGUCACGGUCAACGUGUUUGAUGAUGCCAAUCAGCCUGUGGAGUUGGGCGCCUCCAUAUUCAUUAAGGCAAACCACAUCAUAUAUAAUGCCACUCAGAAUUUCCAGCUGAACCUGACGGAACUGUCCGCCCCUGAUCCCGCCGGCUAUACGGCCAUUUGGGACGGCGAAGCCAUCGUCUUCCGCUCAGAAGCGAGCAGCUCGUGGUGGUGGGACGCCGCGAAGCUGUUUUGGAAGUACGGUCUUGCACCGUACCAGGCUGUGAAGCUGGUCAAGAGCGCUGUGGGAACUUUCCUGCAGCUCUACGAAGAACCAAACUUUCCCUUUCGCUCACUGACGCAAAGAGCAUUUGAACUGGGUCUCUUGCGCUUGACUGGCGUCACUGGUGAGCAGUAUCUCCAAGAGAACAACAUCAACCCCCGGUUUGUACGUGAAGUGAUGCAGCCAGCUUCACGGGUCAACUAUGCGUCCAACUUGGCCUUUAUCCAUGGGCUGGAAGCCAUUGUCUCCUUUGCUACUGAGGGCGCCGUUUCCGUAAGCGGCGGCAACUAUCAAGUGUUUGAGAAGUUACUGCAGCAUAGCCGUGCAGCGCAUUACCCGAAUACUACUGUCACGGGAAUAGCAUUUCACAAAGGCACCAACAAGCCGGGAUCUAUCCCCAAGUACGCGCUCUCGACCAAGUCUUCCUCUCCAAGGUCAAGGGUAGCCAAGCUGCAGACUGUGUUUGACAGCGUCGUCAUCGCGUCCCCGUGGCAGUUUAGUGGGAUUGAGGCUGCCGACGGUGUCAUCAAGCAUCAUAUAGACUCGGUUCCUUACAUGGCGCUACACGUGACUCUUUUCACGUCUCCUCUUCGAUUGCAAGCGUCCUACUUUGGCCUGGAACCCGGAAGCAAGGCACCCAGCAAUGUGUACACUACUCUUGGCAGCGAAGAGACGGCCCAAGAAGGUCCGAAGGGUGUUGGCCGCACCGGCUUCUACUCCAUCAGUACUCUGCGAACGAUCACCAACCCCACAACCGGCAAGAAGGAGUUCCUAUACAAGAUUUUCAGCGCCGAGCCCGUCAAUUCAACCUUUCUCUCGACCAUCCUGGGUGCAGACAUCCCAGAUUCAUUCGUCUCCAACGACUCUGCUGCAGGCGUGGAGCCGGUUUCGUGGUACCAUGCCCACUGCUUUCACUCGUAUCCCAUCGGGCUCCCGCGGGUGACGUUUCAGGAUCCGAUUCUCGGCCGCGGCCUCUACUAUACCUCUGGAGUUGAAAGCUUUAUUUCCACCAUGGAGACGAGCGCACUGAUGGGCAUGAACGUUGCUCGUCUCAUUGUCGAUGACUUUGCGGGAAUCUCAAGAAACCGCUGGAAUCAGAUCGGACAGUUCAGUCGUAAUCCAGCAAAGGCCAGACAAGACUUCUGGGACAGCAUGGAUAGCGAAAUGCGGGCGAGCAUGGAUUUCUUGGGCGCAGAUGAACUUUAG